Limulus polyphemus (Atlantic horseshoe crab) is the source of this 1849-nucleotide messenger RNA. RefSeq names its product homeobox protein Hox-C1a. Gene Ontology annotation, biological process: regulation of transcription by RNA polymerase II. Gene Ontology annotation, cellular component: nucleus. The coding region runs from base 191 to 1360 and encodes 389 amino acids. The record is from RefSeq and is a predicted model, not a curated record. The transcript has 2 exons. Lineage: Eukaryota; Metazoa; Arthropoda; Merostomata; Xiphosura; Limulidae. Gene Ontology annotation, molecular function: RNA polymerase II cis-regulatory region sequence-specific DNA binding; DNA-binding transcription factor activity, RNA polymerase II-specific.
AAAGGCGGUUCCGAGGUCAUAGUAAAGCGCUAUUGGUUGGUAGAAUCACGUGGCUUGUUCAACCUAUAAUUCUGUCAUUUACCGUUCAUGAUUUACCGUCCAUUUAUUUUCUGAUUUAUCUCCAACAACGACAGCUGAUUUGUGGCACAUCUUCAAAGCUUUUUUAUCUGGAAAGACACUCUAAGAAGUUAUGAAUUCCAAUGUUGUGCAUUCCACAUCGUGUCAUAACAGUCAGCCGGGAACCUACGGAGCUUCUCUUUAUGGACCCGAAUUAGCGGCUCCCCACAUUUUUUACGGGCAGUCCCCGGAGCAUCUCCCACGACCAAACAAUCACUAUGUCGGGAACAGCGUGGUCACUUCUUUUCCUGGUCUUGACCACCGUUCAUCCCUGCUUAAUCGAGAGGGGAAUAGCCAAUUACCAGCACACCUUGCAAACGAUACAUCUAGUGGAAUGGCCUACAAUAACCUGGACGGCAGCGUGCGCUAUGUCCACCCAGGGCGUCUCGGACAUUCGGAAAUUGGGAACAGUGGAAAUCACACUCUCAGUAGUAUGGGGUACGUUUCCUCGUCGACGGACACCGGACGAUCUAACGCUACUCAAAUUGCUGAAAAUUUUGCUUUCGGAGUCUUGGAGUACGGUUCAGAAGCAAAAUGUCCUCGUAAUGUAUCCCCUCAUCAUCAAAACAUGAUUAUAACGGGUUCAGAGAGUCGUCGUAACGGGCUUGAUGCUCCCGGCGUGGAUACUACCACGAGCCCUCAUCCUUGUAUGGCUACAGUGGGCCUCCCGCGGAGGAAUGGCUUCGGCUACCAGCAGGGAUAUGAAGCUUCUCACCGGGACACCUGCCAAAGUGACAGCGGCACCUCAGAAGGUGUAGUUAUCACCAGUAAAACCUCGUUGAUGGCUCAGCACUCUGCCCCUGUCCCUAAGUAUAAAUGGAUGCAAUUCAAAAGAAACAUGUCAAAAAACGCUCACAAGUCAGAUCACGAGUACAAUGGGAUAGGACAUGGCGGUUGUGGUGUUGGAGGAGAUUCGUCAGCAAGUAAUGGACCAGGCAGAACAAACUUCACUACCAAACAACUAACAGAAUUAGAGAAAGAAUUUCACUUUAACAAAUAUCUGACUAGGGCACGACGAAUAGAAAUUGCCAACGCUCUUCAACUGAAUGAAACACAAGUAAAAAUUUGGUUUCAAAAUCGAAGAAUGAAACAGAAGAAAAGAAUGAAGGAAGGUCUCGUGCCUCCAGAAACCAUCACUCCAGAAAUUAAUUCCACUUGCCAUGAACAUAAACCCGUUACCAGGAUACCUCCGUCGAAUGUUUCCACGGCAACGGUUCUGCCAGCCAAUAAAGGAACUUGUUAGUGAACAUUGGAACAUUGCAAGAAAAUAAAAAUAAAUCAACAAUUUCUUUACCGAGCCGUGAAAAACUACGAUUUUUGGAUGGAUGCUUAAGAACAUUUUUGGUAAAACAUUCAUUUCUUGUAGGACUACUGUGGACCAAAACAUCAAAUUGUAUGGGAAAAUGAAAAAAACAAACAAAAAUGUGUAUAUAUAUAUGCACGGAAAAAUAGAUUUUAUGGGGACCUACAUAAGAAGAAAAUAACGGUAACUAAAUCCUACUUUCAUUAUUCUGAUUUUUCUCACGUAUUACUCACACGUAAAAUUAUUAAUAUGGCACAAAACUGCUCUUGUUAACAAAAACAUAAACGUUUUUUCGGUUAAGAUUAGGCUAAAAUAAGUUUAGAAAAGCCGAAUUUUAGCAUAUUCAUUCUUUUAGCUGAAUAAUGAAUUCUAUAUGGCAUUUUCUUUAUUAUUUCUAUAGAGUUGUUUUGGCUUGGCUUAAUUUCUUGU